This is a messenger RNA of Seriola dumerili (greater amberjack), 1667 nucleotides long. It is a transcript of the gene pgk1, whose product is annotated as phosphoglycerate kinase 1. Gene Ontology annotation, molecular function: ADP binding; ATP binding; phosphoglycerate kinase activity. Bases 125 to 1378 code for a protein of 417 amino acids. The record is from RefSeq and is a predicted model, not a curated record. NCBI's taxonomy places the organism in Eukaryota, Metazoa, Chordata, Actinopteri, Carangiformes, Carangidae. The transcript has 11 exons. Gene Ontology annotation, biological process: gluconeogenesis; glycolytic process. Gene Ontology annotation, cellular component: cytosol.
CCGGUGUCCAUCCGUGCUUCAGUAAGGUCACUGCUGUCAUUCGGUGUCUUACUAGCCGUCAGCCGAAGGAGGCAGAGGAUCCCCAGCGAGGAAGGUACAGGAAAGAACCAGCAAAACCAGCAACAUGUCUCUGUCUAACAAACUCACCCUGGACAAGGUGGACGUCAAGGGGAAGCGCGUCAUUAUGAGGGUUGACUUCAACGUUCCCAUGAAGGACAAGCAUAUCACAAACAACCAGAGGAUCAAGGCGGCCGUUCCCAGCAUCAAACACUGCCUGGACCACGGGGCCAAGUCCGUUGUGCUGAUGAGCCACCUGGGCCGUCCUGAUGGAAACUUUGUGCCUGAUAAAUACUCCCUGGAGCCCGUUGCUGCUGAGCUCAAGACUCUGCUGGGAAAGGACAUCACCUUCAUGAAGGACUGUGUGGGUGCAGAGGUGGAAGCUGCCUGUGCUAACCCCGCCGUGGGAUCCGUCAUCCUGCUGGAGAACCUCCGCUUCCACGUCGCCGAGGAGGGAAAAGGCAAGGACGCCUCUGGAAACAAGACCAAGGCCUCCCAGCAGGAGAUUGACUCCUUCAGGGCGUCUCUGUCCAAACUGGGAGAUGUUUACAUUAACGAUGCCUUCGGCACAGCUCACAGAGCCCACAGCUCCAUGGUGGGAGUGAAUCUGUCUCAGAAGGCAGCUGGUUUCCUGAUGAAGAAGGAGCUCGACUACUUUGCCAUGGCUCUGGAGAAGCCUCAGAAGCCCUUCCUGGCCAUCCUCGGAGGAGCCAAGGUGAAAGAUAAGAUCCAGCUGAUCAACAACAUGUUGGAUAAGGUUAAUGAGAUGAUCAUCGGCGGCGGCAUGGCCUUCACCUUCCUCAAAGUCCUCAACAACAUGGAGAUUGGUACCUCUCUCUACGAUGAGGAGGGUGCUGGCAUCGUCAAAGACCUGAUGGCCAAAGCCGAGAAGAACGGCGUCAAGAUCACACUGCCCGUCGACUUCAUCACCGCUGACAAGUUUGAUGAGAAAGCCACCACCGGCACCGCCACCGUCGCUGCUGGCAUCCCUGCCGGCUGGAUGGGUUUGGACUGUGGACCAGAGAGCUCUAAGGCCUUUGGAGAGGCGGUGGGCAGGGCCAAGCAGAUCGUGUGGAACGGCCCAGUCGGUGUGUUUGAGUGGGACCACUUUGCCAAAGGGACAAAGAACCUGAUGGACAAAGUGGUCGAGGUGACCAAAACAGGGUGCAUCACAAUCAUUGGUGGGGGUGACACUGCCACCUGCUGCGCCAAGUGGAACACAGAAGACAAGGUCAGCCAUGUCAGCACAGGAGGCGGCGCCAGUCUGGAGCUGCUGGAGGGUAAAGUCCUGCCUGGCGUGGACGCCCUCAGCAGUGUCUAAACUUCCUAUCAGCCCGCUGGUGUGUGUGUCUGUAUGUGUGUGUGUGAGUGAGUGUGAGUGUAUGAGAGGUGGGUAGCUACUCAGCCAGAAACUCCUGAAACCUUUCCACCCUGCAAAAAAAAAACCCACAACUGCUUUAUCAGCCAUGUCAUCUUGUAUUCAGGCUUUGUUUUUAAAGUAAUGCCAGUUGUGAUUCACAGGGGAUAAUUUCCAUUUCUAUCGAUGCUGUCUGUAACAAGUAGAGCCUUCUGCCUUACUUUAACCUGCUGAUAAAACUCUUCAAGUCAAA